This is a messenger RNA of Diversispora eburnea, 924 nucleotides long. Lineage: Eukaryota; Fungi; Glomeromycota; Glomeromycetes; Diversisporales; Diversisporaceae. The record is from the annotation of a GenBank genome assembly.
AUGAACUCUCAUCAAAUUCCAAUUGUUGAUUUUUCAUUUUAUGAAAUUAAUCAAUCUGAAUGUAUUCGUCAACUUAAAUAUGCAUGCGAAAAUGUGGGAUUUUUUUAUUUAAAGAAUCAUGGAUUUGCUCAAGAAUCAAUUGAUGAUAUUUUUAGUUGCGUAGAAGAAAAGAUUAAAUAUAACAUCGACGAAAGUCAUUAUGGUUACAUUGGCUACCGUCAUGAAACUGGUAAUCCUGAUAAUCAAAUAAUGGGUGAUGCUAAAGAAUCUUUUAAUAUAUGUAAACUUAAUGAACAAGACGAACCAUCGGUGGUAUCGCCAUUCCCUCCAUUAUUUAAGGAAAAGAAAAAAUUGAUUUCAGAAAUUUCAAAGGGUAGUUAUAAGUUAUGUUUAAAGUUAUUAGAAUUAUUUGCAAUUGCAUUAGAAAUUCCCGAAUCUGAAGGAGGAAAAAAUUGGUUCUUUGAUAAGCAUAAAUAUGAAUUGGAUUCAUUUGAUUGUUUACGGGUCCUUCAUUAUCCAGCAGUAGAUAAAAUUAUUGAAAAUGACAUCCGAGCUGGCAUUGUUCUAUUUCAAAAAGAUAUCGGUGGACUUGAAGUAUUGUUACCAAACUCUACCGAAUGGAUUCCAGUUCCUAUAAUUCCUGGUUGUAUAGUGAUCAAUAUUGGUGAUUGUUUAGAAUUUUGGACACGCGGUUUAUACAAAUCCAUAAAACAUCGAGUCACUUUCAAAGAAGAUAAUUUGAAUUUCGAUAGAUAUAGCAUUGUAUAUUUCUUUCAUCCUACAAUCGAUGUAAAGUUGGAAUCAAUCCCUUCGAAAUUUGUACUGAACGGUAAAAAUGAGAAAGCUGAAGAAAUGACAUUGAACGCAGGACAGUAUUUAUUGAAUAAGUUGCAAAAGAUACAUGCAUCUGAUAAAAAUGACUAA